This is a messenger RNA of Cordyceps fumosorosea ARSEF 2679, 2034 nucleotides long. Its product is annotated as glycerol-3-phosphate dehydrogenase. The transcript has 2 exons. Lineage: Eukaryota; Fungi; Ascomycota; Sordariomycetes; Hypocreales; Cordycipitaceae. The record is from RefSeq and is a predicted model, not a curated record. Gene Ontology annotation, biological process: glycerol-3-phosphate metabolic process. Bases 1 to 2034 code for a protein of 677 amino acids. Gene Ontology annotation, cellular component: mitochondrion; glycerol-3-phosphate dehydrogenase (FAD) complex. Gene Ontology annotation, molecular function: glycerol-3-phosphate dehydrogenase (quinone) activity.
AUGCCUGCAGGUGGCCGUUUGCUGCGCCGUAUGCUGCUCCCUGGAGCAAUCGCGACCACCGGAGCCGUCCUCGCCUACAGCUAUCGCCCUCGAAACAUCCCUGGCCACUCGUCCGCCGCCGUGCCGCCGCCGACGUAUGCCCCCGAUGGCUCCUUCACGAUGCCACGAUUCCCGCGCGUCAAGUCCCGCCAGGAGCAGCUCGACGCCCUGCGCCUGAGCGGCAGCGGCUCCCCCGACGACGAAUAUGACAUGCUCGUGAUUGGCGGCGGCGCGACCGGCGCGGGGGUCGCCCUCGAUGCCGUAACUCGUGGCCUCCGCGUCGCCGUCGUGGAACGCGACGACUUCAGCAGUGGGACCAGCAGCAAGAGCACGAAACUGGUCCAUGGCGGCGUGCGGUACCUGGAAAAGGCCGUGUGGAACCUCGACUACAAUCAAUACAAACUUGUUCGUGAAGCUCUUACCGAGCGAAAGUACUUUCUACAAACUGCGCCUCAUCUUUCCAUGUGGCUGCCAAUCAUGCUGCCGCUGGAUAAAUGGUGGAAGGCACCCUACUACUGGGCUGGAACCAAGUUUUACGACAUCCUUGCCGGGAGCGAAGGCAUCGAGAGCUCCUACUUCCUUACCCGCAGCAAGGCCCUUGAGGCUUUCCCGAUGCUAAAGCAGACGGACCUCGUUGGUGCUCUAGUAUACUACGACGGAGCCCACAACGACUCCCGUAUGAACGUAUCCAUCGCCAUGACGGCCGCCCUCUAUGGCGCCACGGUCGCAAACCACACCGAGGUCACCAGCCUCUUAAAGGAUGACAGUGGCCGCCUCUGCGGCGCCAAGAUCCGGGACAAUAUUGCUGUUCGCGACGGCAAACCCGCCGAGGACUUUUCCGUGCGCGCAAAGUGCAUCGUCAAUUGUACCGGACCCUUUACGGACGCUAUUCGCAAAAUGGACGACAAAAACUGCAAGGACAUUGUCGCACCGUCCUCGGGCGUUCAUGUCAUCCUGCCGGGCUACUAUAGUCCGGGUAAGAUGGGUCUGUUGGAUCCAUCCACCUCUGACGGUCGGGUCAUCUUCUUCCUCCCUUGGCAGGGCAACACCAUUGCGGGCACCACAGACUCGCCUUGUGCAAUCACCCCCAACCCUGUCCCGGACGAGGAGUCCAUCAAAUGGAUCCUUGAUGAAAUCCGAGGCUACCUCUCCCCCGAAAUCCGUGUCCGCCGAGGCGACGUCUUGGCUGCCUGGUCAGGCAUCCGACCGCUUGUCAAGGACCCCAAGGCCAAGAACACCGAGUCUCUCGUGCGCAACCACCUUACAGACGUCUCGCAAUCCGGCUUGUUGACCUGCGCUGGCGGUAAAUGGACGACGUACCGCCAGAUGGCCGAAGACUGCGUUGAUGUCGCUGUCGGGGAGUUUAGCCUCCAGACCAAGGCAGUCGACAAUGCCCCGCGAGUUAGUGGGACCAACCACAUAGACGAUGGUGCCAUCCUAGAUGGCAAGUGCCAAACCCAUAACGUGAGGUUGAUCGGUGCACACGGCUUCAGCAGGACGCUCUUCAUCCCCUUGAUCCAGCACUUUGGUGUUGAGACGGAGGUUGCCAAGCAUCUCACUGAGAGCUACGGAGAUCGCGCCUGGUCUGUCGCGGCACUCUGCAAGCAGACAAACCAGCGCUUCCCGGCCCGUGGCGAGCGCAUCUCCCAGCUCUACCCCUUUGUAGACGGCGAGGUGCGAUAUGCUUGCCGUCACGAGUAUGCGCAGACGCCUGUGGACAUCCUGGCGAGACGCACGCGCCUGGCCUUUCUCAGCGCUCAAGCAGCCCUGGAGGCUCUUCCUCGAGUUAUCGAUAUUAUGGCAGAGGAACUAAAGUGGGAUCGCCGCAGACAAGAAAAGGAAUGGAAGGACACCGUCGACUUCCUCAAGUACAUGGGUCUCCCCCAGCCGAUGUUGUCGGCCACGCGCAAGCAGGUUGAGCAGGGCAAGCUCGACUUUGCCAACUCUCUCGAGUGGAACAUGUACUCGCGACACGACAAGCCCCAGGAGAACUGA